UAACUCGAACCACCGAAUCGGUAGCAACUGUUUAAUAAACGACAAGCCAGCGCCGGCAUUUUCACCCUGGGUGGAGAUCUCUCCUUUCUCUAGAGAAGACAGACCGUAACCCAAAAUUACGGUUUUGACCCUCCAGUCCCAAAUGGCCGUGUCAAGCUGUGCUAGGGUUUUCCCGUCCUUCGAGUGCCGUUCAGAUCCCGACUUUUCCGGCGUUCCGCGACCGCAGAAGCCGAGUUCCGGCCGAUUCUCCGGCAAGUCCAACUCGUCACUGAGCCAUGGAUCGUUCGUUGUACACGGUCUGUCUCUGAUCUUUAGGUUUCCUCCGAAUUUUGUGAGGCAGCUGAGCAUCAAGGCUCGGAGGAACUGCAGCAACAUAGGCGUGGCUCAGGUCGUGGCCGCUUCGUGGUCGAACAAUCAGGCGGCUGAUGGUGUGACGGCAGCUGCUAAAGCAGCCGCCGCCGCAGCCGUCUCGCCGGCUGAGAUUGUGGCCGUUGAUGAGAAGGUGGUGAUGGUUGACAAUAGUUAUUAUAAUAGCAAUGGUGUACAGUUAGAGGGUUCGGCCGAUGUCAAGGCGGCCUCAUUUUUGAGCUCCGAUGGGAGCAUCGCAGUUCAUGCCGGUGAAAGAUUAGGUCGCGGCAUAGUUACUGAUGCAAUAACUACCCCAGUAGUCAAUACAUCUGCCUACUUCUUCAACAAAACUUCUGAGCUCAUUGAUUUCAAGGAGAAACGCCGUGCAAGUUUUGAAUAUGGGCGCUAUGGAAAUCCAACUACAUUGGUUGCAGAGGAGAAGAUAAGUGCACUUGAAGGGGCUGAAUCAACACUGUUGAUGGCAUCUGGAAUGUGUGCUAGUACUAUUAUGUUGAUGGCAUUGGUUCCUGCUGGUGGUCACAUCGUGACAACCACAGAUUGCUAUAGGAAGACUCGGAUAUUUAUUGAAACCAUUCUCCCCAAAAUGGGUAUCAAGGCCACUAUCAUUGAUCCUGCAGAUAUUGAAGCCCUUGAAUCUGCACUGGACAAGAACAAAGUCACUCUUUUCUUCACUGAGUCUCCAACUAAUCCAUUCUUGAGAUGUGUUGACAUUGAGUUGGUUUCAAAGCUUUGCCAUGCAAAGGGGGCACUUGUCUGCAUAGAUGGAACAUUUGCAACACCUCUCAACCAAAAGGCCCUAGCCCUUGGGGCUGAUCUUGUUCUGCACUCUGCAACAAAAUUCAUUGGGGGCCACAAUGAUGUCCUUGCAGGUUGCAUUAGUGGUCCUCAGAAGUUGAUUUCAGCAAUUGGUAACUUGCAUAAUAUAAUGGGUGGUGCUCUCAACCCCAACGCUGCUUAUCUGAUCAUCCGAGGCAUGAAGACACUGCAUCUUCGUGUACAGCAACAAAAUUCAACAGCAUUAAGGAUGGCCAAGAUUUUAGAGGCACAUCCAAAGGUGAAGCGCGUCUAUUAUCCAGGCUUGCCAAGUCAUGCAGAAUAUGACCUUGCCAAGCGGCAAAUGACUGGCUUUGGUGGUGUGGUCAGUUUUGAGGUUGACGGAGACUUAAUGACCACUGCAAAGUUUAUCGAUGCAUUGAAAAUCCCAUACAUUGCCCCCUCCUUUGGAGGUUGUGAGAGCAUUGUGGAUCAGCCAGCAAUAAUGUCUUACUGGGAUCUUGAUCAAUCAGGGAGGGCCAAGUAUGGGAUCAUGGACAACUUGGUUCGAUUCAGCUUUGGAGUUGAAGACUUUGAAGAUUUAAAGGCUGAUAUUCUUCAGGCUCUGGAGAAGAUAUAGGGCGGCUCGCCUGCGGUGUUUUCCUUUUUAAUAUAUAUAUAUAAUCGCGAAUAAUGUGAAUGGAAUGAUAAUGGGAGAAAUGUUUAGGGGAUGAAUCUUUCUACUGAUCAUUGGAAGUGAUUUUCCAAGACUCGGGUAUACCUUCUCAGGGCGUACACUUUUUCAGAGUGCCAAACAGGCAAAAUAUAUUGCUUCUGAUUUC
This is a messenger RNA of Cornus florida, 1964 nucleotides long. RefSeq names its product cystathionine gamma-synthase 1, chloroplastic-like. The transcript has 11 exons. Lineage: Eukaryota; Viridiplantae; Streptophyta; Magnoliopsida; Cornales; Cornaceae. Gene Ontology annotation, biological process: transsulfuration. Gene Ontology annotation, cellular component: chloroplast. The record is from RefSeq and is a predicted model, not a curated record. Bases 143 to 1762 code for a protein of 539 amino acids. Gene Ontology annotation, molecular function: cystathionine gamma-synthase activity; pyridoxal phosphate binding.